GCGUAGGUAGACAGACUCACUUCGCAGUGAGACACACGACGGUGACGCUUCAUUAUUUACAGUGGCGUCUCAUAAGAGCGCUAUAAAUACAGCUCCACAGUGCUCCGCGCUCACACUCGCGCUCUCCGUGUGUUUUAUAUUCAACAUUCUACGCUAAAACAACCCAGCACUACUAUUUAGACUACGAAGAUACUUUUAUCCUCACUGGAUUACUCGUGUUUUCCUCAGGAAUAAGUCUUCAGACUCUAUUCAGACUAAACGCAUGAUGAUGGAAGUCUGAUAUCGCCUUUCGAUCCUCAAGGACUGCUUAUAUUUCUUUUCACCUUCGUUGGCAAAAGUUUCAACAUGUUCAGGUGGAGUGAUCCAGCUAUGGAUAUACUAAAACACAUCUCAAAAGUGAUGUAUCUGUAAGGUCAGCUCGUCCUGUAACCUGGUGGAGAUGUUAUCCAUCCAGCAGUACAACAGCACUGUUUUGGCUGAGGAUGAAGUGUCGGUCAAUCAGAGCCAUCAUUAUGUGGCACCGCUGCGCUGCAGGGAAAACCUGACCACCACCAGCCCGACGGCAGCGGGUCUGUCUAUGACCCUGGGAAUCGUCUCCAACAUCAUAGCACUGGCCAUCCUGGCCAAUGCCUACAGCCGGCGCAGCAAAACCACCAAAGCUACAUUUCUGCUGUUUGCCAGUUCUCUGGUGGUCACAGACCUCGUCGGACAUGUGAUUCCAGGUGCUCUGGUUCUUCAUCUCUACCUAUCUGGCACUGGACCGUGUCUUCCAGCAGUGCCAGAUGGGACCUGUUAUUUCCUAGGUGGCAGCAUGGUUUUUUUCGGGCUGUGCCCGCUGUUUCUAGGCUGUGCAAUGGCAGUGGAGCGAUGCAUAGGUGUGACCCGACCUCUCCUACACAAACGCUUGGUUUGUACCACCCAGACUAAGAUUGUGAUGGUGAUGGUUUGGCUGCUGGCUUUAAGCGUGGCAUUUCUGCCCUUCUUCCGCCUAGGCUCAUACACCUACCAGUACCCGUGGACGUGGUGCUUCAUUAAUGUGUUAGACGAAACAAACGUGACUGAUGUGAUUUUUGUGGUGCUCUUCUCCGGGCUCGGACUGGCCUCACUGGCCGUGGCCCUGGUCUGUAACACCAUCAGCGGGGUGACACUGGUGGCCGCGAGACUAAGAAAGAAGCAAAAGCAGGAGUCAGUUCGUCAAAGCAAGAAGGACAAGCAGGAGUCUGUUCGUCUCAGCAGGAAGGACAAGCAAAACAAGGCCAGCAAAACACAUGAUAUUGAGAUGGUGGUACAGCUGGUAGGCAUCAUGGUCACUUCAUGCAUCUGUUGGAGCCCUCUGCUGAUCUUCGGUCUGAUGUCAGUCAUCCGCUCGUCCAUCAGCUCCAUGGGCGACGAUCUGGAAAUGUCCUACAGGAGUUUAUUAGUAAUGGGAGUGCGCCUGGCCUCCUGGAAUCAAAUCCUGGACCCCUGGGUGUAUAUUCUUCUGCGCCGAGCCAUCUUGAGGAAGAUCUACUACUUAACCACGGGCCGAACAGGACGCAGGGGGAGCACAUUCCGACAGUGGGAGGCCAGCUCCUUCCAGAACUCAGUGAAGAAAGCCAUUAAUCAGACCUGAUGGAGUGUGGGAUGCCGGAGUGUGAGUCCCACCACAUGGAAAACAGUCUGACACUAAAAGUGAAAAGCGUAUGUGAGUUCCUUUUGCUUGAAUAGUGGAUGAAGGAGCAGCGUACUGGAAGCUGAAUUUGGAAGCGUGCUCUGGAUUAACCACGGAGACUUUAACAAGCAUUAUAUUUGAGCUUGUGGAGCUAAAAAAUUCCAUUCAUUUUUCCCAUAUCAGAAUUGGCUUUUAAACAACAUCUACAGGGCGAGGCGGUGGCUCAGUGGUUAGCACUGUCGCCUCACAGCAAGAAGGUCGCUGGUUUGAGUCCUGGCUGGGCCAGUUGGCAUUUCUGUAUGGAGUUUGCAUGUUCUCCCGGUGUUGUCGUGGGUUUCCUCCGGGUGCUCCGGACACAUGCGCUAUAGGUAAAUUAGAUUAACUAAAUCGGCCGUAGUGGAUGUGAGAGUGUAUGGGUGUUUUCAUUACUGGGUUGCAGCUGGAAGGGCAUCCACUGUGUAAAACAUAUGCUAGAUAAGUUGGCGGUUCAUUUAGCUGUGGCGACUCCUGAUGAAUAAAGAGACUAAGCCGAAGGAAAAUGAAUGAAUGAAUGACAACAAUCUACAAAUCUUUCAUCUCAGAGAGCUCUGAGACUUCUUUGAGACUUCAACAGAAAGAAAGGAGCACAAUCAGGUUUGGAACAAGCGGAGGAUGAGUAAAUGACAGGAUUUUGAUUUUGGGUGAACUGUCCCUAUGACUAUUUUUAGGACUGGUAUAUGUAAUUAGUAAUUCAAUAAAUCAUUCAUUCAUUCUGUCAUUUACUCAUCAUCUGCUUGUUCCAAACCUGAUUGUGCUUCUUUUUUCUGUUGAAUGCAAAAGAAGAUAUUUUGAAGAAUGUUGGAAACUUGUACCUAUUGACUUCCAUGGGUAAACGAUUAUACAUUCUUCAAAAUAUCUUCUUUUUGUUUAAGCGAACAAAGCAACUCAUAAAACACUCACAUGACGGUGAGUGAAUUUAAUUUUGAGGUGAACUAUCCCUUUUAAUGAUGUACGGUUCUGUAAAAAACAUACAUUUUAAUCAGUUAAUUUAAUAAAAAUCACAUUUAUAGGGCUUAUUCCAAUUGUAGACUUAAUUAAUUGAACCACAGCCAGUAACUUACAGCUCAUACUCACAUAAUGUACAAGAAAAUGCAUGAGUGAAUCAAUGCUCCACAGCAAAUACUUCUUUCAAUUUUCACUUAGAAGUACAAAUACGUUGGAAAUACAGGAUAACAAUUUACAGUGGAUUGACAUAGAAGCAAAAAUGCUGACAUAAAUAUUUAUUAAAUAUAUGUUUGCGAUGUUAGUGACUUUUGUUGUCAGAUAAUGACAACACUAUACA
Messenger RNA from Danio aesculapii, 2972 nucleotides. RefSeq names its product prostaglandin E receptor 1b (subtype EP1) (gene ptger1b). Gene Ontology annotation, molecular function: thromboxane receptor activity; prostaglandin E receptor activity. The record is from RefSeq and is a predicted model, not a curated record. The transcript has 3 exons. Gene Ontology annotation, biological process: inflammatory response; positive regulation of cytosolic calcium ion concentration; adenylate cyclase-activating G protein-coupled receptor signaling pathway. The coding region runs from base 440 to 1612 and encodes 390 amino acids. Gene Ontology annotation, cellular component: plasma membrane. Lineage: Eukaryota; Metazoa; Chordata; Actinopteri; Cypriniformes; Danionidae.